This is a messenger RNA of Myotis brandtii (Brandt's bat), 2381 nucleotides long. It is a transcript of the gene ERCC2, whose product is annotated as excision repair cross-complementation group 2. Gene Ontology annotation, molecular function: hydrolase activity, acting on acid anhydrides, in phosphorus-containing anhydrides; ATP binding; DNA helicase activity. Gene Ontology annotation, cellular component: nucleus. Gene Ontology annotation, biological process: nucleotide-excision repair; transcription by RNA polymerase II; positive regulation of mitotic recombination. Lineage: Eukaryota; Metazoa; Chordata; Mammalia; Chiroptera; Vespertilionidae. The transcript is spliced from 23 exons. The record is from RefSeq and is a predicted model, not a curated record.
GAGGGAGGCGGGUUGACGCCGCUUCCAGCCGCGACCGGCGCCAUGAAGCUCAACGUGGACGGGCUGCUGGUCUACUUCCCGUAUGACUACAUCUACCCGGAGCAGUUCUCCUACAUGCUGGAGCUCAAGCGCACGCUCGACGCCAAGGGUCAUGGAGUUCUGGAGAUGCCCUCAGGAACUGGGAAGACAGUGUCCCUGUUGGCCCUGAUCAUGGCAUAUCAGCGGGCAUAUCCGCUGGAGGUGACUAAACUCAUCUAUUGCUCAAGGACAGUGCCUGAGAUUGAGAAGGUGAUUGAGGAGCUUCGGAAGUUGCUCAACUUCUAUGAGAAGCAGGAGGGUGAGAAGCUGCCGUUCUUGGGGCUGGCGCUGAGCUCUCGGAAGAACCUGUGCAUCCAUCCUGAGGUAACACCCCUGCGCUUUGGGAAGGAUGUCGAUGGAAAAUGCCACAGCCUCACAGCCUCCUACGUGCGGGCGCAGUACCAGCGGGACCCCAGCCUGCCCCACUGCCGCUUUUACGAGGAAUUUGACAUUCAUGGGCGCCAAGUGCCCCUCCCCGCUGGCAUCUACAACCUGGAUGACCUGAAGGCCGUGGGGCGGCGCCAGGGCUGGUGCCCAUACUUCCUUGCCCGGUACUCGAUCCUGCACGCCAACGUGGUGGUCUACAGCUACCACUACCUCCUGGACCCCAAGAUUGCAGACCUGGUGUCCAAGGAGCUGGCCCGCAAGGCCGUUGUGGUCUUCGACGAGGCCCACAACAUCGACAAUGUCUGCAUCGACUCCAUGAGCGUCAACCUCACCCGCCGGACCCUGGACAGAUGCCAGGGCAACCUGGAGACCCUGCAGAAGACAGUGCUCAGGAUCAAGGAGACGGAUGAGCAGCGCCUGCGUGAGGAGUACCGCCGCCUCGUGGAGGGGCUGCGGGAGGCCAGUGUCGCCCGGGAAACCGACGCCCACCUGGCCAACCUCCUGCUGCCAGACAAUGUCUGCAUCGACUCCAUGAGCGUCAACCUCACCCGCCGGACCCUGGACAGAUGCCAGGGCAACCUGGAGACCCUGCAGAAGACAGUGCUCAGGUGGGGGAGCGGGUAGCAUAGGCCCUGUCACGUGGUGCAGGAGAGCCCCCCCGCCUUCCUGAGCGGCCUGGCCCAGCGCGUGUGCAUCCAGCGCAAGCCCCUCAGGUUCUGCGCUGAACGCCUCCGCUCCCUCCUGCACACCUUGGAGAUCGCGGACCUCGCGGACUUCUCCCCGCUCACGCUCCUGGCUAACUUUGCCACCCUAGUCAGCACCUACGCCAAGGGUUUCACCAUCAUCAUCGAGCCCUUUGACGACAGGACCCCAACCAUUGCCAACCCCAUCCUGCACUUCAGCUGCAUGGACGCCUCGCUGGCCAUCAAACCCGUCUUCGAGCGCUUCCAGUCUGUCAUCAUCACAUCUGGGACGCUGUCCCCACUGGACAUCUACCCCAAGAUCCUGGACUUCCACCCUGUCACCAUGGCAACCUUCACCAUGACACUGGCCCGGGUCUGCCUGUGCCCCAUGAUCAUCGGCCGUGGCAACGAUCAGGUGGCCAUCAGCUCCAAAUUCGAGACCCGGGAAGAUAUUGCCGUGAUCCGGAACUACGGGAACCUCCUGCUGGAGAUGUCUGCCGUGGUCCCCGAUGGCAUUGUGGCCUUCUUCACCAGCUACCAGUACAUGGAGAGCACCGUGGCCUCCUGGUACGAGCAGGGCAUCCUCGAGAACAUCCAGAGGAACAAGCUGCUCUUCAUUGAGACCCAAGACGGGGCUGAGACCAGUGUGGCCCUGGAGAAGUACCAGGAGGCCUGCGAGAACGGCCGUGGGGCCAUCCUGCUCUCAGUGGCUCGAGGCAAAGUGUCCGAGGGAAUCGACUUUGUGCACCACUUCGGGCGGGCCGUCAUCAUGUUUGGCGUCCCCUACGUCUACACGCAGAGCCGCAUCCUCAAGGCGCGGCUGGAAUACCUGCGGGAUCAGUUCCAGAUCCGAGAGAACGACUUCCUCACCUUCGACGCCAUGCGCCACGCGGCCCAGUGUGUGGGUCGGGCCAUCAGGGGCAAGACCGACUACGGCCUCAUGGUCUUCGCUGACAAGCGGUUUGCCCGGGCGGACAAGCGGGGGAAGCUGCCUCGCUGGAUCCAGGAGCACCUCACGGACGCCAACCUCAACCUGACCGUGGACGAGGGGGUCCAGGUGGCCAAGUACUUCCUGAGGCAGAUGGCACAGCCGUUCCACAGGGAGGAUCAGCUGGGCCUGUCCCUGCUUAGCCUGGAGCAGCUGGAGUCCGAGGAGACGCUGCGGCGGAUCGAGCAGAUUGCACAGCAGCUGUAGCGCACGGUGGGGCAGGGCCAUAAAAGGAGUUCCUGCGA